AUGAGAUUUUUCUUAACCUUUAUUUCAUUAUUACUUGGACUUUUUGCCUCGGUUUUUGGAAAGAAAACAAUUAGUCCAAGCACAGUAACUCCUUCAGUAGUUGUCGAACUCACAAUUUCUAUUGGCGACGAAAAGAAUAAAAUGAGAAUAGGUCUCUUUGGUGAGGAAGCUCCAAAAACUGCCAAUAACUUCUACUCUCUUUGUGUUGGUGGAAUGAAGGACAGUGAAGGAAAGGAAAUGAGCUACAUUGGAAGUAUUUUUCAUAGAGUUAUUCCAGGUUUUAUGGCCCAAGGUGGGGACUUUACGAAUGGAAACGGAACAGGUGGAAAGAGUAUAUAUGGUACUUUUUUCGAAGAUGAGAACUUUUUGUUCAAUCACGAAGCUCAUGUAAUCUCGAUGGCCAAUAGAGGUCCAAAUACUAAUGGAUCCCAAUUCUUCAUUACCUUUAUCCCCACCCCUCAUCUCGAUGGAAAGCACGUAGUCUUCGGAAGAUUAGUUGAUGAAGAGAGUAAGCUCACGCUCACCAAGAUUGAGCAGGUUGGUUCAUACUCUGGUAGAACUUCAAAGCGUGUCGAGUUAGUUGCCUGCACUCAUCACUCAGGAACUGCUCCUUCUGCCAAACUAGAAUUGUAA
Messenger RNA from Cryptosporidium ubiquitum, 633 nucleotides. RefSeq names its product cyclophilin like peptidyl-prolyl cis-trans signal peptide. The transcript has a single exon. NCBI's taxonomy places the organism in Eukaryota, Apicomplexa, Conoidasida, Eucoccidiorida, Cryptosporidiidae. The record is from RefSeq and is a predicted model, not a curated record. Gene Ontology annotation, molecular function: peptidyl-prolyl cis-trans isomerase activity. Gene Ontology annotation, biological process: protein folding; protein peptidyl-prolyl isomerization. Bases 1 to 633 code for a protein of 210 amino acids.